UGUGGGUAUUACCGGUGACAAGAAGACGGACAACGUGGUCGGGAAUGACCAAAAUAUUGUCUAGCUGUCAUCUAUCAGUGCCGCAGAAAUGGACAUCAAACCGGAGCCACAGAAACGUUACAUCUGCUCCUUUCCUGAGUGCUCGGCUGCUUAUAACAAACAGUGGAAACUAGACGCUCACCUCUGUAAACAUACAGGAGUGAAGCCUUACACAUGUGAGCAUGCUGGCUGUGGUAAGUCAUUCUGUAGCCCUUAUCACUUAGCCCGUCAUGAUCUCACUCACAGCGGUGUAAAGCCUUUUAAAUGCUCCUUUGAUGACUGUAAGGAGGCUUUCACCACCAACACUAACCUGAACAGACACGUGACCCGGGCUCACAGCCAGGAACAGAAGAAGUAUGUCUGCAGAUAUGAGGGCUGUGGCCUCGAGUUCAAGAAGAACAAACAGCUGAAGUCUCAUAUAUGUGAGCAGCACACCCAGCUGCCUCCGUACCAGUGCACCUAUGAAGGAUGUCUGAUGAGGUUCACCUUCCCCAGCAAGCUGAAGAGACAUGAGAAGGUGCAUAGAGGAUACCCCUGCAAAGAGCAGAGCUGCAGCUUCACAGGAAAGACCUGGACGGAUUACCAGAAGCACAGAAAGGAGCAGCACAGACUCACUCUGAGGUGUGACCACUGCAACAAAGAGUUCAGAGACUCGUGGUUCCUGCAGCAGCACCAGCACGUCCACUCUGAUGUCAGGGUGGUCCUAAAGUGUCCCAGAAACGGCUGUCAGAGGUCUUUCACCACAGCCUUCAACCUGCAGAGCCACAUCCGCUCCUUUCACGAGGAGCUGCGGCCCUUCACCUGCACCCAACCGGGCUGUGGGAAGACCUUCGCCAUGAGGCAGAGCCUCCAGCGCCACAGCAUUGCCCACGACCCGCUAAAAAAGAAGAUGAAAAAUCCUAGGCCCAAAAGAUCUCUCUCCUCCAGGCUGAGCGGUUACAGUGAAACAAAGAGGGUGGUGCUGAAGAAGCACAGGGUCCCUGAAUCUGUCUCUGAGUCUGCUCAGAUUAAGACUGAUCCAGCUGGUCCUGUGGAGCUGGUGUCCCUCCUGCAGGACACAUCCCUGAUCUGCAGCCCGGCCGUGGGCACAAUCACGAAUCCUCUGACUCUGACAAUGUAGAGACAGAAGAAGGUGUUGACACCAGAACUAUGGGGACAUAAGGCACUUUAUAGAGCUCUGAUAAUGUAAUGUUAAAGUUAGUUGUUUGAGGUCUUCCUGUCAAAUACAUUUAUUCCACUGUUAUAAAGCCAUCACCUAUAAAUGUUUAUUUGGACUUUGGGGCUGUAACCUGAUUUACUAAAUUGUCAGAUUAAUAGAUUCAUAUUAAUCUGCAGUCUUUCUGAAAAGUGAAUUUCUGUUGUCGGGCGCUUAUUUUGACUUUCAGGAGGAUUAAAAUUCUCUCUUUGUGCCAUCUGUAUCAGAGAAUAUGAAUAUAUGCCUGUCUAUGACGAGAAGUAUUUAUGAAGAAAAUAUCAGGUAUAUUUGAUAUAAAACAACAGCAUUUAAAUAAAACC
This is a messenger RNA of Cheilinus undulatus (humphead wrasse), 1554 nucleotides long. It is a transcript of the gene gtf3aa, whose product is annotated as general transcription factor IIIAa. Bases 89 to 1159 code for a protein of 356 amino acids. NCBI's taxonomy places the organism in Eukaryota, Metazoa, Chordata, Actinopteri, Labriformes, Labridae. The transcript is spliced from 2 exons. The record is from RefSeq and is a predicted model, not a curated record. Gene Ontology annotation, cellular component: nucleus.